AUGGCUACGUUUGUCCCCUAUUUGAUUGCGCUCUACUGCUUGAGUUUAGUCCACGCUCAGUCACAGUUGUUUAUCGAAAUCGACAGGGAUCCGAGUUUCGCGGUAGAGGACGACCUUCAACUGCCCAGAAAUACUGCUGAAUGCCCUGUUAAUCUAUCUCCUUCAUGCAGUGAAUACAACGCUCAGUUGGGCGGAGGUUGUUGGUGUAAAUGUAGCAGACCCAGAGGGGAAAAAUACACUUUCUUUGAACCGACCAAUUCUUGCAUGAAGGUCCGCUUGGCUCGUCAGAGAUGAGGUAACUUGGUUUCAUUUGGUUCGCUAAGGUACAUUACGUUUUAAUCAAUUUCUUCUCUUUAAUUUAAGUUACAAAGUUUGCAAAAUAUCAACUAUCCGACUGUCCUAGGUGACAAUUAAUCAAAGGUCAAAAGGAGGAUCGACUUAGCUAGUAUUCAAUUUGGUUUUGUUAAUCAACCAGAGCGUAUGUUUCGCAGAGUCAAUUUCUGGAAUCGUGAAAUCCGUCAAUUACUACAAAGGCAAGCAAAUAUAUUUCCUUUUAAGUUAACUUGCUAGCUGUAUUGUAGAAAAUGAUUGUGUGGAAUGGAUUUUAGUGAUGGUAGAGCUAUUGUGUCAAAAUUUUGCCCUUUACAUUUAAGUUGCUAUUGCUCUGCCAAGCAUGCAGCAGUCAAGUGAAAUUUAAAAUAUAUAGACCAAAUUUAGGUUUAACUUUUCUAUCAAACGCAUGACAAUCUUCAGUCACCGGGUAGUGUUAUUGAAAUUCUCUAGGAGCUCCCUUGCCAUUUUGUCCGCUGAUUUGCUUAAAUUACACCAUAACAUGCUUUAGAAAAUCCAUUGAUUGUUGUCACCUGUAUAAAUUUUACAAACGAAAAAGUAAAUUAAAAUCUUCUUUGAUUACUUAUUUGAAAGGUAAUUUUUCAUCAGGAAAAACGUAUUAUAGCAAUAUCUCAAUUUUUCUUGAAAUGAUCAAGGAAUACAAAGAACGACAAAUUUUGCUUCCUAUGUCCCUGUUAAACUCGUGUCACUCACUAUCCAAGGACUUUGUUGUUAUACAGCUGUACACCAAGGAUCGAGAAAAGUUAUAUCAUAACUCUUUUCUCUCUGAUCUAAAAUAUUUCAAUAUUUGAGACUUUUUAUUAAAAUAUGCAUACUUUAAAAAGUAUAACAUAUUCCUCGAUUACUUUGAAAAUUAUAUAUAGACAUUUUUUUAUUUCGCUUUUAAUUUUAAAAACCAUUAUGACGAAGAAAGUUGCGUGGGCAAGUUUUAGUACUGUUAUAGGCUUACUAGGUUCGCGAUUUUUAGUUCAAUCAAUUUAAUUAUUUUAUUCUAAUUGAGAUAUUGAAGCAUUGAUGCUGUACAGAAGCUAAUCGUUGUAAGCCCUGUGUGGUGUACGAGCUUUUUGCUUUUAAAAGCAAGUUUGCAUCUUUGUGCGCAAUCUUCCUUCCUCAUGUUGGUCUUUUCUAAUUAUACGUCAAGACAGAGAUCGUUUUUGUGUGGAGCAAUCCGACAAUAAUGUUGAUGAUGAUGAUGACAAGAUGGUGAUUAUGAUUAGCCCUGUUACGUGAACAAUGGCAUGGUACCCUGAAUCAAAUAGAACAAAUAAAUUGUUUUCAGAAUUUACAGGAACUAAUGUUAUAUUUUUAGCUCUGUGUUUGCGAACAACCUUUUAUCACUUUUUUUAUAGUAAUGGUUGGCAAUAAUGGUUAUGAUGUACGCGUCUGCUUUUUACGGCGAAUAUUGUAUGGUAUUGAUGGAUGAAAUACUUUGUUGCCAUAAAUCUUGUCAUAAAUAUCUUAAUGAAGGGGGGAAUUUGUACACACGGUGAUAAUUGUGCAAGAAAAGCGCUUAUUCUAAACUUUUAUUCACAAAACAAUUAAUACGACGAAUUGAAUUCACGAAUUGUUUACCGUUCGCCAAUAUUCCUUUUAGCUUGAAAUGUGAGUAGAAGAGCCAAUCUGGUCGUUCGAAACAGGAAGUUGUCAUAAAUAUCUUAAUGAAGGGGGAAAUUUGUACACACGGUAAUAAUUGUGCCAGAAAAGCUCUUAUUCUAAACUUUUAUUCACAAAACAAGUAACACGACGAAUUGAAUUCCCGAAUUGUUUACCGUUGGCCAAUAUUCCUUUUAGCUCGGAAUGUGAGUAGAACAGCCAAUCUGGUCGUUCUAAACAGGAAGUUGUAGCACUCGAUGAUGAUAGUAGCAGUAGUUGAAGUAAUUUAAAGUAGCACUGCCUGUUUAUACAGUGAAAAUGUCCGUUGAAGGGCAGUGGGAAACAAGCUCCCUAGAUAAAUGAUAAUUCAGGUAGUGUUUCUGACUAAACUGCUAAAUGACGAGCAAAAAAGGUAGAAACAAAACAACUGAGGUAAAACAAUCACAAUCUUAUAAUUUAUGCUAGACGAUCAAUAUUAGAGCAGUUUUAUCUAUAAUUAUACUUUCUCUUUUCCAUUGCGGAACAUUUUUCCAGUGUAAGAGCUCACAGGAUUGGUUGUAAAAACAAUAAUAAAUACAUAAAUACAUAAAUAAAGUAAACUUUGAUACCUUGGGUUAGCCCUAAACCAAUAAAAUUAAACAGGGGCACCCAACGACUGUUUUCUGUAAAAUAUCUGUUAGGAGAAGCAAAUAUUGCCUAGGACUUUCCUUUACUUGAGCACACCUAAAAAUUUCUCAGUCCAUGACUUUUCCAUUCAUGUACAAUUUUCGAAGCAUAUCUAAUAUAUAAAUUCCCUACGAUUUCCUGAAGUUUUCGGAUUGAAAAAUGCGAUGGAGUACGUCAAAGUCCAUCUAAAAUUUUCGGGAAAAUAAUAUUCGCGCCCUUGUAUUUCGAAAAGACUAAAGUUCCCCAAGGAUGACAGAACAGAUACAAAUUUUAUAGCGCCUCUUAGAAUGCACUAAAAAAAUUCUAAAAAAGCUAAAAAUAUACUCUGGAUAGCCUAAAAAGUGUUUUCAAUGUAUUUAGGAGAAAACUGUCGUUGGGCACCCCUGAUUAAAGGUUUUUUUUAAGAGCAGCGAUAAGUGUCCAGACACUUUACCAGGUAUAAAGGCCUUUGCAGAUAAUUUAUUUCAUACAUUCGUUGGACUGUCGCAUACAUUUUUUUUUCGUCACAGAAUGUAAUUUGCUUUUCACUGGCGAGACAGCGGACAGUACCUUAACUUUUAUUCCUUCAACCGGUGUUACUAAAAAAACCAUCAACAUACCUGUUAACAACUCAUGUAGCUUUUACUUUGGGGAGACACUCUAUGCACAUUACAUUGGUUGCGACGGAGCCUGGAGGGAGAUCCCAGCAAACAGUGUAAAUGAGAGUUUAGAGAUCACUCCUGGUUGGAACAAAAACCAGCUUCAAUUCAAGGUAUUAGUAUUGGUAGUCGCAUGACACUGCAGCUUUUAGUUGGGAUUAAUGAUAAUGCAUUGGGACAUCUUACUGUAGAUGUGGAGAGUUUUCACAUGACGUCACACCCACGCCAUAUUGGUGUAGUAAAGUAAUAAACCAAUGGCCUUGUUCUUUUUCCAAACCAAUAUUAUGGGAUUGAAACUGUUAUUUUUAUGUUAAAACUUUCCUUUUUUCCAAUGAAUUGGCAUAGCUGCUGCUGACCACGUGAGUGAAAUCACUCUAUACAGUUGCAACGCCAUACAACCAACUCCUUAUCAACACCUUUAAUUUAUUUCCUGUGCCAAUAAUAGACAAAUCAUUUCAUUAUUCCAAAGUAUCGUUCAAGAACACGAUAACCCAGUUACCAUGAUUGAAGGGAAGUUACAUCUUUUAUAUGCAGCGGUUUGAUUGCUCAUUUUAGAAAGGCUAGUAGCCGAACACCUUAAAAGGAGCAAAUUCCAAAGCCAAAAAGGACGUACACCUUUAGUUGUUUAAUAAAAUUGAAAAUCCACAGAAAACCUUGCACUUUUUUAUUUGCUGUACAAUUAUAGAAAAUAUUCUAUUGUUUUACCUUACUAGACGAGAGAUACAGCUUCAUCUUUUCUUGGCAAGAACCGGGGUCGGAUCUUCAGAGUCGCAGUGCAAUGUCGCCAACAACGUGAAAACCGUGACGUUGUCGCCAGUAGCACCUGUGUCAUGUUCAAGGUUGAAGGCAGAAUACAGUGUAAGACCUUUAAUAAAUAUUCAUGAAUAUACAUGUUGUAAAUAUGGAAAAAAAAUUGAAAAUUCAUAGUAAACUGAAUGGAAAGAAAAAUAAUCCCUUAAAGGGCAACAAAAUGUCUCAAAAAUGUCGGGUUGUUUAAAGAUAAACUCAUCUGCGAAUUAAUUUGAUUUGGAUCUACUUAUGCCCAUUAUGUAUAUAUUAAUUAAGUCUUUAAAAAAGCUGGCAAGACUUUUCGGGAACUAUAUUUAUUAAAUACCUUGUCCUUGAUACUAUUUCAAGACAGCCGAAGGUGUUUGAUAUUCAUUUUCACUAAAGUGUGCCUAUGGACAAGAAUCUUUGCAACAAUAAUCACCGUGUUAAACUGAAUCGCCAGCUUUUCUUCUACCCAGUAAUGAACCAUUACCAAAGCAAAAAACUAGAGAUAAAGUUCCGGCACAGUACAUCACAUCACAGUACAAGACCUAAUAGGCCAUUUGCACAAUGACGUCAAUUUACUACAACAACUAGAAUGCUUCACUGUCUUGCUUUCUCGUGCAAACUAGAGGUUUCGUUGUCUUAAUUCUGGUUGGGAUUGCCAGACUUAAAGUGGAAGGAAAAGGGAAAUGGAUUCUGGCAGUAGGACAAAGACACCAUCGUGCAAAUGGCCGGCUUAUUGAUACUGUAAGCUACAAAAUGAAUUCAGAGGGUGUUUUAAACUUAACUUUCUAUAAAUAAACCUUUUAGGUCCAAUUCCUCAAAAGACUCCGUUAAACCAAUCCGCAACUUUACCACCUCCAACUAUGGAAAUAUCCAGCACCACAGACCUCCCACCUGGUCCAACAACCGCUCAGGCAGAAAAUAUAACGACAGGCAUACCAGCUGUAGUCACAAAUACGUCAAGUAAUGUAAAAUAAUUAUUUAAAUGCCUUCUAUAACGGUGGCAAGAUUUUUCUUUUGGGGGGGAGGAGAUGAUACUUAGCCCUUGAUGCUGUUUGAAGCAUAAAUCAGUCUCUCUCUUCAUUUUAAGAUAACCGACGGGGGGUGUUUACUUUUAGCUGACCUUAUUACAACAGCUCCGCUAAAUUGUUUAGUGCUAUUUACAAAAUAAAUCGAGGGGUGUUUUAAACUUAAUUUUCUAUUAACUUAUAUACAUAUGCUUAUAUCUUAGGCCCAAUUCCAAAACAGAAUUCGUCAAACCAAUCCGUAACUUCUGGACCUGAAACUGUGAAAAUAACCAGCAUCACAGGCCUUCCACCUCGUUUAGCAUCCAAUAAGGCAAACAGCAUAAAGACAGACACACCAGCUAAAGUCACAGCUGAGGUUUGUCUUGUAUCUUGUCUUACGAGCUUCAGAAAAGGUGUAUGUUCUCAAAGUUCCCAUGAAAUUUCCCUACCUGUCUGCCGGAUAUACUUACCCCACCUAAAAAAGAUGGUGUUGAAACGAUUCAAGAAAAAGUACGGGUGAGUAAGUUAGUGGCCAUGAGCAAAGGUUACUGUCAAAAUACAGAAAUAAUCGGAGUUCCUAGCGUUAAAGCCAAUCUUCGAAGCAAAGCAAUGAAAAUUUGAGUUAAUUAUAUUGUGGGUAUAUUGGUUUGGAAAGAUAACCCAGCAUGGUGGGGUAACUGUGCGUUGACUGCGAUUCCGCCAUAUCACACCAACCCCGCAAUAACGAAAACAUUUUUUGUAGCCGACAAAAAGUCAAUUUUUUUCUGUCGAAACAAAGUAAUUAAAUAACUAUUUGACUGAUAAAUGAAUUAAUUGAAUUAUUUGUUUAUUUUUUUUCUUUUGGUUUUUAAUGUGUUUUGUGUCUUUACAGGUUACCACUUCCAAAAUGGAGACUCCGGGAGAAGAUAGAACACAGCAAGGUCAGCUUUACAGCUCCUCAACUUAUUAAUCUGUUUGCGUCUAGUUUGUAAGCUUGUCAGUAUGUCAGUCUAGUGAAAAGUCGGCCUUUAAACCAGUCUUCUAGUUAGCUUGUGCAACUGUUCGCCUGUUAUUUUAACACCCAAUCAGCUCCGUCGGCAAUCUGCCAAUUUGUCAGCCUCCGUCCUUCUGACAGCCUUUCAGUCUGUCAGCCUGACCACUUGCCAGAUUGGUAGCCUGUCAGACAGCCCGUCUUUCACUUUUAUAUUCUGUAAACUUAUCAGCAUGUCAUUUUGUCAAAGACAAACUGACAUGCUUGCUAAUUUGCUUGACAUGCUUGUCGUUUUGUCAGCCUGUUGAAAUUUUAGCCGAUCACUGAGCUAGCCUGUCUGAUCGUUAGCUUGUGCGACUCUUCGCCUGUCAUUUUGUCAGCCAAACAACUCUGUCAAUUUGUCAGCCUGUAUUCCUGACAAUCUUUCAACCUGUCAGCCUGACCGCUUGCCAGAUUGUCAGACUGUCAGGCAGCCCGUCUUUCACUCUGACAGUCUGUCACCUUGUCAGCCCGGCAGUUUGUCCGCCAAUCAGCUUCUCAGCCUGCCAACUUGUCAGUCUGUCAGCUCCGUAAUCUGAUGAAGGGCCAGCGCUCCAAACGUUUGCUUUUCAUUCUUUUCACAUUCCUAUUAACUCAGUUGAUAACGGUUUAAUUUAGAUUUAGUAGGCCAAUGUGCCUGCUUUGUUAUGGGUUAAUACUUUUCCAUACGAUUAAUACGCCAUCUUUCCUAAAAUGUUGUCUCCUAUGAUUAACAGGUUAAAGUACUGGACCUUGCGUUGAGUAAUUCAGCUUUUGUAGUAUCCAUCAUCAUCAGUAAGACGAUCCUAGUAAACGAGCUCAUAGUGUCUUUCGACGUAGAGUCGAUGUUGCUCUACUGGCCGCUCUGGAGAACGACCGCAGCCUUGCAGAGAGACGAUGUAUCCCUGCUCAGAUUGCUGUUCUCCUGACUUUCCUAUCAAGAUCAAUAUACUUCAGGCUAACGGAGCAAUUUAUGAAAAACUAG
Molecule: messenger RNA, 7002 nt
Organism: Porites evermanni
Lineage: Eukaryota; Metazoa; Cnidaria; Anthozoa; Scleractinia; Poritidae
Source: the annotation of a GenBank genome assembly